Molecule: messenger RNA, 4054 nt
Organism: Python bivittatus (Burmese python)
Lineage: Eukaryota; Metazoa; Chordata; Lepidosauria; Squamata; Pythonidae
Source: RefSeq, a predicted model, not a curated record
AUAGAUGUAAUUUCACAUAAAAUCCUGAAGUGAUUUUUAACACUUAUAAUCUGUUGUUCUGAACCUGUCUUGAUUAAGUUAUUUUCAGACUUAAAACAGGCUCACAGAAAGAAGAUUUUGUCUUAGACUCACAUCAACAGGUAGAAGGAAAGUGGUUCUGCUAGGAUCCAAAGAAAGUGAUGGGAUACAGUUUCCUGAAAAGGAUAAAAAUUGUAUAGAGACAAGGCUUGCCUCCUUCAAACAAAUUGUUAUGAAGAUGUAAUGUUCCAAUAAAAAACUGAAAUACUUCAGUGUUCGAAAAGAGCUCACAUUCCCAGAGAUGUGAUUUAAUUUUUGAACAUUUCUUUACCAAUAAUUGAAUAUGGGUUAUAACUAAGCUGAUCUGAAAUGGGAAACUUCUUGUUUGUGAUGCUCCAUUCCUAUAGGUAAAUUGACUCCUUAUGUAGCUGGGUAAAUACAUUUGCAUGUAGUGUAGCAUAAAGCCAAGAUUAUGUAUUAUGGAAGAAGGGUAGUAGUUAUUAAAUAAUGAUAAAAUGGAUUCUCUCCAUGCUUAUGAUACAUCGAAAGGGGAUCAGUUUAAAAAACCUUGUGCUACCUAGCCAUGAGGUAGUAGUUAUUCUUGACUCAUUUUGCUAAGGAGACGAGUUUGUAUCAAUGCCUUUACAAAAUGUAUGUUCUGUCACAGAUAAUUUUGACAUAAUGCUCACCUACCCUCUGUGAAGACUUACAGUUAGUCUGUUAUCUCUAAAGCUAAAAAUUCAAGUCUGUGUCUGAAUUCUUAUUCUUUUGGACGCCUUCUUAUCUACUUAAUGCUGAUUUUUUGGGUCUGAAUCAAGGUCAAGUUGGAUACAGCUGACAGUCUGUUCAGUGCCAUGAUUUAGAUCUUACUUCCGUAUAGUUUUGUAUGAAUUCUUUCCCAUCAGCCUUGGGUAGUUGUACAGUAUCUGCAGCUGUAGGAGAGCUUGUUAAAAGGGGUGGAGCUCCCUAGAGGUCAAUUCUUUCUCUGCUACAAUUUCUGGAUCAGUAACCUAGCAUUAUAAUUCCCCACUGCUCCCUCUGUUUUUCCGCUAGUGGGAUUUUCCAGUAGAAAGAAAACAAAGCCAGUGUCUUCUCCCUUGAAAACUGCAUUUGGAGGGUUGAGGGAAGGUGGGAGAGUUGCUGCAUUCAGAAAAUGAAGCAAAAACCUUAAUAGAUAACUGUGUACACAAAGACAGCAAUGCUAUAAAGAAGCUGUUUAACAAGGACCCUUUGCAUCAGUAAAUAUCCAGCCAGACUACAAAGCCUUCUACUACGUUUCACUGCAGUCAGGGCCACCGUCCCUCUGGGCAGACAUGACGCUCCAAGCUGUGCUAGAGACUGUGGAAAAUGGGAAGCAAGAUACGGUCCUCAAGGUGCUACAGAUCUACAACCAGGAGAAUUCUCACUGUUUCACCUUUGAUGAUGAGGAACAGGAAGAAAGAAAGAAACUGGCCACGCUUCUGAUCAAGUUCUUGGAGAGAGUUCUCCAGCCAUCUUGUCAAGUGACAUGCUUGGAAAGCAUACGAAUUCUGUCCCGAGAUAAAAAAUGCCUUGGCCCUUUCACCACCGUGGAAAGUUUGAAGACGCUAGCCAGGCAUGCUGGGAUUGUUUACAGAGAAGAGCAAAUCCUGGAGGUUCCUGAUCUGGAUGUAAUUCUGGAGGCCCUUAAGUGCCUCUGCAAUAUUGUCUUCAGUAGUCCCCGGGCUCAGGAACUGAUGGCUGAAGCUCGGUUUGUGGUGGGCCUUACAGAUCGCAUCAAACUCUAUAAUGAGAGAAACUUCCCCCAUGAUAUAAAAUUCUUUGACCUGCGCCUUCUCUUUUUAUUGACGGCAUUAAGGGUGGAUAUUCGGCGGCAAGUUGCACAGGAACUUCGAGGUAUUGGUUUAAUGACGGAUACUCUGGAACUUACGCUGGAAGUGAAGUGGGUUGACCCUCAUGAGGUAGCUGCUGAAGGGAAUCCUUCCCUGCCAUUACCUCGGCAAGAGACAGAACGUGCUAUGGAAAUCCUAAAGGUCCUCUUCAAUAUUACUUUUGACACCAACAAAAAGGAGGUGGAUGAGGAAGAUGCUGCUCUGUACCGACGUCUGGGUGCCCUUCUCCGUCACUGCCUGAUGAUUUCAGCAGAUGGUGAUGAUCGGACAGAAGAAUUUCAUAGCCAUACAAUCAACCUUUUGGGCAAUCUGCCUCUCAAGUGUUUAGAUGUCUUGCUGGCUCCAAAGAUCCACCCAGGCUCCCUUGAAUAUAUGGGAGUCAACAUGGAUGCUGUCAAUAUUCUCCUGAGUUUCCUUGAUCGACGUCUUGAUAGGGGUCACAAACUCAAGGAGAGUCUUACCCCAGUGCUGAACUUGCUGACUGAAAGUGCCCGGGUCCAUCGACAGACGAGGAAAUUCCUUAAAUCAAAGGUACUUCCUCCAUUACGGGAUGUGAAGAAUAGACCAGAGGUGGGAAACCUGCUGAGAAAUAAACUUGUACGCCUCAUGACUCACAUUGACACGGAUGUGAAACACUGUGCUGCUGAGUUCCUGUUUGUACUCUGCAAGGAAAGCGUGUCACGGUUUGUGAAGUACACGGGAUAUGGAAAUGCUGCUGGUCUUCUGGCAGCACGAGGCCUCAUGGCUGGGGGGCAGACAGAAGGAGAAUACUCUGAGGAUGAAGACACCGAUACAGAGGAAUACAAGGAAGCAAAGCCUAACAUUAAUCCUAUAACCGGACGUGUGGAGGAAAAGCUUCCCAAUCCAAUGGAGGGGAUGACAGAUGAACAGAAGGAGGUUGAAGCAAUGAAACUGGUGAACAUGUUUGACAAACUCUCCAGACAACAGAUCAUCAGACCUAUGGGCCUGGGUCCUGAUGGCAGUUUAACCUCUCUCAAUUUAACCUCCCUGGAUGAAGCUGUUCAUCAAAUAGCUGAGGAGAGAUUAUCAUCGGACUCUGAUUUGGAAUUAGACUGAGUCAUCCUCUUCUAUUUCUCACAAGCCUAUGGACCUGCUACUCUAUAUAUCAGGAUUGAUCUUCUGAUACAAACACCUGGAAAAAGAUUUUCUGUGACUUAGAUUCCUCCACCCAGAUCCAUCUAAUUUCUUUUUCUUCUGUAUCCCUAUAGCAAUUCUUCUCUUGAAGAAUUUUACAGCUUUAUUCUCUGUCUUUUCCCCUCAGUGUUUCUAAGAGCCUCACCCUCUGAUGCAUUCCAAAGACUUUCCAGCAGAUUGGCAAGGAGGCAAGAGAGGGCAGUUGCAAGUGGGUUAACAGCACAGGAAACGCUAAAAGUACAUGCAUGUAGCCAAUUGUUUAGGAAGAAAAAGGUGUGUGAAUUAGGGAUAUAGGUUAAUCCCUAUGCUGAGCACAACAUUUAAAAACCAUAUGUCAUGGUUGGCACACAUGGGAACUGUAGGCAAAUAUGCAUGUGUUUGUAUAGUAGAUAUGUCUAGGAGUAUAUUAUAAAAAUGUGUGAACAAAGUAAGCCUGCAUUUUUUAUAAAUAUAGUGUGUGACAAUCAAACGUAAUUUCAUACCAUUCUUUUUAGAACACAUGGAUGGUUGGAAAUCUGCAAAGAAGAGCCAUUGUUGAAAGUAUGAAUGUGUGCAUGUAUUGUGUGUGUGUGUGUGUGUGUGUGUGUGUGUGGAGGUACAAGGAAAUAUGUUUAAAUAAAUAUGGAAAUAUAUGGGAAAUGCAGAGAUCUAUUUUGUUCACAAUGAAGUAUAUCUAGAUGCAGUAUUUGCGGUAGGACUCUGAUCUUUUCACAGUCUGACACUGCAUUUGUGUCCCAGUUCCUACAUAUUUAGUUAUUUGAAGUAACAUUGCUUUUUGUACUGUUGAGAGAAAAGACUGCUUUAUUUUCAUAAAUUAUCUGUUUUAGUUGCUGUAUUUCCAUAACAUUUUGCAUUCACAGAUUACUUUCAUCCUUUACUUGAGUUUAAACUUCCCUGUUUAGAAAGAAAUUCCAUUUCCCAGCUUCUUUUCUUUUUGCCAGAAAAUUCAAAACUUAGCACAAAUGUAAAUUAAAAAUUUCACUAGAAUAAACAAAUCCUUCCAAUACCAA